Messenger RNA from Sceloporus undulatus (fence lizard), 1067 nucleotides. RefSeq names its product cathepsin Z-like. NCBI's taxonomy places the organism in Eukaryota, Metazoa, Chordata, Lepidosauria, Squamata, Phrynosomatidae. The transcript is spliced from 5 exons. The coding region runs from base 72 to 641 and encodes 189 amino acids. Gene Ontology annotation, cellular component: lysosome. Gene Ontology annotation, molecular function: cysteine-type endopeptidase activity. The record is from RefSeq and is a predicted model, not a curated record.
GGCUUAGUCUGCCACUCUCCUGCAUCAGCUGCCGGCCAGUACUUCAAGAAGGGCAAAGUUGCUACAAGCCAAUGCCAUUCAAGACUGAUGAAAUUAGAACUUACCCUCUUCCCCAUGAGUAUCUGAAGAUGUCUGAGCUCCCCAAGAACUGGGACUGGCGAAACGUAAAUGGAGUCAAUUACGCAAGCCCUACUCGCAACCAAGACACCCCACUGUACUGUGGAUCUUGCUGGGCUCAUGCCAGCACCAGCGCCCUAGCUGACCGCAUCAACAUCAAGAGGAAAGGGGCCUGGCCCUCUGCUUUCCUCUCAGUUCAACAUGUUGUUGACUGUUCUGGUGCUGGGUCCUGUGCUGAGGGUGGAGACGACUAUGGCGUAUGGCUCUACGCUUAUGAGCAUGGCAUUCCAGAUGAGACAUGCAGCAGUUACGUAGCAAAGGAUCGAGAGUGCAAUAAGUUUACGGAGUGUGGGACUUGUGUUACUUUUGACAAAUGUAAAGUGAUAAAGAAUUACACCCUCUGGAAAGUGGCAUAUUAUCACAGUAUCAAUGGGCGAGAAAACAUGAUGGCUGAAAUCUAUGAAAACGGACCAAUCAGGGCAGUGGUGGUAGUAGAAGACAUGGCUUUUUGUGACACCAUCUGAAGGAUAAGAAAGAAGCUUUUAAAAAGAUCUUUGGAGUAUGGUUACAUGUUGUUGUUGUGUGUCUUCAAGUCAUUUCUGACUUAUGACCACCCCAAGGCCACAGGGUUUUUGUGACAAGUUUAUUCAGAGAAGGUUUGCCAUUGCCAUCCUCUGAAGCUGAGAGAGUGAUUUACCUAAAAUCACCCGGUGGAUUUUGUGGCAGAGCUGGGAAUUGAACCAUGGUCUAAUGCAAAACCACUAUGCUGAGCACUGGAAUAUGACUCUGAAGACCAGGGUUCAAUUCCCAGUUUAGCCAUGAGGCCCACUCUCUCAACCUCAGAGGAUGGCAAUGGCAAACCUCCUCUGAAGAAACUUGCCAAGAAGACCCUGUAAUACGGUUGUGUUAGGUUCACCAUAUGUACUUAGAGUAUCAGAUUAAUCUCAACA